Rhineura floridana is the source of this 1401-nucleotide messenger RNA. Its product is annotated as glutathione S-transferase kappa 1-like. The transcript has 8 exons. Gene Ontology annotation, cellular component: mitochondrion; peroxisome. Lineage: Eukaryota; Metazoa; Chordata; Lepidosauria; Squamata; Rhineuridae. Gene Ontology annotation, biological process: glutathione metabolic process. Gene Ontology annotation, molecular function: glutathione transferase activity; glutathione peroxidase activity. The record is from RefSeq and is a predicted model, not a curated record. The coding region runs from base 1 to 1134 and encodes 377 amino acids.
AUGGCAGAGCAUCUACCUAGCGUGCAAAAGGUCCCAGGUCUCUCUAGGAAGGGUGGGGGGAAACUCCCAUCUGAAGCCUUGGAAAGCAGCUCACAAAUCGGUGUAGAAUCGACAACGUUUCUGGGCACCACACUGAGUAUAUCUGCAUACAUCGAGAAUGAACGCCUGAAAAAUGAGCGAAACGAGUUGCCACUGGGGGUCAGCAGCGAGCAGGCUUCAUCGGCUUACUCCCUUUCAUGUGAUUCAGGGGCGGAACACAAACGGAAGGGGAAAGGCCAGAGGCCUCCGAAGGCUCCACGCCGGCGAGUAAAGUCCUCGCGUGUUUUUGUUGGCCUGUGUUCUGCCCCAGCCCUCGCUUCCCACCGCCUCAGGAUGACUUUUCUACUGCAAGCGCGCAGAUCGCUUCUCUGUGGCUUAGCCAACCCAAGGAGGUCUAUGGUGGCGGCAGCACGCCAAGGUUUGGGGAGCCACAAGAAAGUGGUGGAUCUUUUCUACGAUGUGGUGUCUCCGUAUUCCUGGUUUGGAUUUGAGGUUCUCUGCCGGUACCGUCCCAUCUGGAACAUGGAGCUGCGUUUUCAGCCGGUGUUCCUUGGAGGCAUCAUGAAGGCGACUGGUAACCAGACCCCAGCAAUGGUGCCCAAGAAAGGGCAGUACAUGUCAAAGGACCUCAUGCGAGUGGCAAAAUUCUACCAAGUGCCAAUCUGUCUCAUGAAGGAUUUUUUCGGGACUGUUCUUGAAAAGGGCAGUCUGCCAGCUAUGCGUUUUGUCACAGCUGUGGAUAUAACAGAGCCACAGUUUCUGGAAUCUGUGUCUAGAGAACUUUGGAUGCGCAUUUGGUCCCGGGAUGAAGACAUUACCCAGCCAGAGAGUAUUUUGGCAGCUACCGAGAGAGCAGGGUUACCUUUAGACAAAGCUCGGAAACUUCUGGAAAUGAGCACCUCAUCAGAGGUGAAGAAUCACCUGAAAGCUGCAACAGAUGAAGCAGUAAGAUACGGGGUAUUUGGGUUGCCAUCUUUUGUCACCCACAUUAAUGAUGAGCCUCAACUUAUCUUUGGUUCAGAUCGUUUAGAACUGCUGGGAAGUCUCUUGGGAGAGAAAUGGCUGGGACCAGUUCCCACAUCUUCUAAGUUAUGAGAGCUCUGAGGAACAAUGGGACAUCUAAACCACAACAGUCAGGGAGUGUCUGCUUCCUCAAGGUGAAUGCAGGAGGCCUGGUGGACAGAAGACAACACCACAAACACAAUUCCUGAUGCUUCAGAAAGCAACACAGAGCGAUCAUCUCCAUGUGCAGUGCACCUCAUGUACAUGAGUGUGUAUCUAAUGUGCACUUGACCUAUGUAGGUUGCUGGUAUGCCGGACAUGUCGAUGUGCAUUAAAAUAGACAUUAGUGAUGAAGCUUCA